Chlamydomonas reinhardtii is the source of this 1551-nucleotide messenger RNA. RefSeq lists its product as uncharacterized. The record is from RefSeq and is a predicted model, not a curated record. NCBI's taxonomy places the organism in Eukaryota, Viridiplantae, Chlorophyta, Chlorophyceae, Chlamydomonadales, Chlamydomonadaceae. The transcript has 2 exons. Bases 158 to 811 code for a protein of 217 amino acids.
AGUACUCGAUCAAAUAAACCAAAAGCCGCACAUACUUCCGCGCACCACUUUGCCCGUUCCUUCUUUACGCGCUUUCAUAACUACAACAACGCCGUUUGCGCCUAGCCAUUUGUAACUCUUCCAUUUUCAAGUCACAAAAGUUACUGCUGUCGGCAAAAUGGCCCUGGAAGCCGGUGUGAUGUCGGUGACGAUGGAGUUCGGCAAGGACCUCAAGGAUGGCGACUGGUUCGGCAAGCAAGACCCCUACUGCAUCAUCCGCAUCGGUGGCCAGACCUUCCGCACACGCACGGCCGUGGACGGCGGCCGCAACCCCGUGUGGAAUGAGACGUUCCGCUUCAAUGUCAUCAACGAGAACAACGUGGAUGUGGAGAUUAAGGACGAGGACGUGGGCAAGGACGACCUGAUCGGCACCUGCACCUUCUCGCUCGCCAAGGCGCGUGAGAGCGGCAGCGACCGCAUCCAGGCGCCUGUGGUCAGCAAGAAGAGCCGCAAGCAGCGCGGCUUCCUCUCCAUCGCCCUCAGCUGGGAGCCCAACAAGGCGCUCAAGUCAAAUGACAACGCCGCCGCCGCCCACGCGCCCCACCACCAGCAGCAGCACUACCAGCACCCCCCGCCAAUGGCCUACGCCGCCGCACCCCCGCCCGCCUAUUACGCUGCCCCGCCCGCUCCUGCCUACUACGCCGCCCCGCCCCCGGCCGUCGCCUACUACGCUGCUGCUGCCUAUCCGCCCGCACCUAUGGCCGCAUACCCUCCUGGGGCCUACCCUCCGCAGCCGUACCCGGGUGCGGUGCCGGUGCCGGGCCACCGUUAGACACUUGUAGCCAGCCAAGUAGUGGGCCCAGGCCGUUAGCCCGAGUGCUAGGCCACGAGCCCGAGUGUUAGGCCGUUCGGGGGCGGCGGCGCGUAGACAAUGGCUGCUCUAAGUGAGUGUGUGCACUCCUGUCUAAGUGCUGUUUAGGAUUGCUUCGAUCCACUCGACAUUGAUUCUUUCCCUAAUGUUUGGACUUCCGUGUGCCUAGCCCUACGAACCCUUUCGAAUAGGCGGAGAGCCCAACAGGUAGGAGUCAUCUAGAGUGACCUGCCGUGGCCGUGCGGUGAUAAGGUGGUGGCGUAGUGGUGGCAGGCAUGCCGUGUCCCACAGACACACGGUGGUGCUUUGCGCAUAUAGACAUGCACAUGCACGCGUACAUGCAUGAUGCGUUGUGUUUCGUACAUAAAAUUUUGUGUGUUGGUUGUCUGUUGGUACAAGUGCCGCAGUGAUGGUAGUGAUGCCGCGAUGACUGUGAUCUGUUGACUGAACGACGGCUGAAGGUAUGACAAGGCGCUGAGCAAUGAAACGAACAAAGUGGCACAUUGUUACAUAUAAGCUCCGCACACAUCGAAGCACAUAUAUGCCUGGGGCAUGGCAAUGCGUCAAGGCGUGACGCAGCAGUACUUACACGUGAUGUGUGGUGGGCAGCGCGGUUUCUACUCGCUAGAGACAAUGUGUGUCACAUUCCUUUCUCAAUUGAACUCCAAGUGUAACAUGCAUGCGUGUAAACUCUGUUGACG